AUGCGUUAUGCGAUCGUGGCAGGAGUCACACAUUUAGCAGAGAGGGGGAUCGUUCACCAAGUGGCGAGAAUUAUACUAUCGGACGAGAUUAAGGACGAUAACAUAUUCGAUUUAGCAAUUCUGAAGGUAGCAAAACCGUUUAUAUUCAAUAAGUUAGUAGCCCCUAUACCGCUGGAUAUGAACGGAACCGGAGGGGGUGUGACCUGCAUUGCCAGCGGUUGGGGUAUCACUCGUCAAAAUGGAUCGGUGAGUCACGAUUUGCUGUUCACCGAUGUGAAGACCAUUACCAAUGAGGAAUGUGUCAAGCUGCAACCGUACCCAAGUCGGCGCAUAUACAAGUCUCAUUUAUGUACCAGCACUGCACAAGGAAAGGGAGUUUGUGAGGGUGAUUCUGGAGGCCCUCUUGCCUGUGACGGUGUACUUUCCGGGCUUACUUCAUGGGGAUGGCCCUGCGCCCGCGGUCCUCCUGAUUGUUUUUUUAGGAUAUCGUUAUUCAUUGAGUAUAUAAAGUUUUACAUGGACCAGUGA
Messenger RNA from Photinus pyralis (common eastern firefly), 528 nucleotides. RefSeq names its product chymotrypsin-1-like. The record is from RefSeq and is a predicted model, not a curated record. Gene Ontology annotation, biological process: proteolysis. Lineage: Eukaryota; Metazoa; Arthropoda; Insecta; Coleoptera; Lampyridae. The transcript has a single exon. Bases 1 to 528 code for a protein of 175 amino acids. Gene Ontology annotation, molecular function: serine-type endopeptidase activity.